This is a messenger RNA of Camponotus floridanus (Florida carpenter ant), 4370 nucleotides long. RefSeq names its product ATP-dependent DNA helicase MPH1 (gene Fancm). Gene Ontology annotation, molecular function: four-way junction DNA binding; ATP binding; four-way junction helicase activity. The record is from RefSeq and is a predicted model, not a curated record. The transcript is spliced from 14 exons. Gene Ontology annotation, biological process: replication fork reversal; interstrand cross-link repair; double-strand break repair via synthesis-dependent strand annealing. Bases 64 to 4035 code for a protein of 1323 amino acids. NCBI's taxonomy places the organism in Eukaryota, Metazoa, Arthropoda, Insecta, Hymenoptera, Formicidae.
CAAAUUUUCUGAAAGAUUAAAAUUUGUCCCUGAUGUAUGGAGAUUGUAUAAAGUUCUGCCAAGAUGGAAUUGUCAUUGGAAAAUGUUGAAAUUUCAAAUGAUCCGGAAACCAAGGGAUUUAGUUUAUCAGCUGGAAAUACCUGGAUAUAUCCAGAAAAUUAUCCAGUCCGCCAGUACCAGUAUAACAUAGUUAAAGCAGCUUUAUAUCAGAACACCUUGGUUUGUUUACCUACUGGUUUAGGAAAGACUUUCAUUGCCGCUGUUGUGAUGUACAAUUUCUGGAGAUGGUAUCCAUUUGGAAAGAUUGUGUUCUUAGCACCGACAAAACCUCUUGUUGCUCAGCAAAUUGAUGCAUGUUAUGAAGUAAUGGGGAUUCCAAGUGUUGACAUGAUAGAACUUACAGGUGCAGUUAAUAAAAAAAAACGUGAAAUAGCAUGGCACAAGAAAAGAAUAAUAUUUGCCACUCCGCAAGUAUUUCAUAAUGAUCUGGAGAAAAAAAUUGUUCCCAGUCAUUUAGUCAAAUGUGUUGUUGUAGAUGAAGCUCAUAAAGCUUUAGGCAAACAUUCAUAUUGUGAGUGUAUUAAGAUAUUAUAUACACAGAAUCAGUAUUUUAGGGUAUUAGCACUUUCUGCUACACCUGGAAAUAAAAUAGAUAAUGUUCAUGAAAUAAUACAAAAUUUACAUAUUUCUCAUCUGGAAUUGAGAGAUGAGACUUCAAUCGACAUAAUGCCAUAUGUUAAUAAAAGAAAAGUAGAUAUUAUUUUGGUACCGCUUAGCCAUGAAUUAGCUGAAUAUAAAGACAAAUAUAUUAUUAUUAUGGAUCGCCAUGUUAAAUUUCUUAUGCAGUAUAAUAUAUUACGAGCUGAAACUGCGAAUAUAUCUAAAGGAAGGAUAUUCCAUUUAUUAAAAGAAUUUCAAGCAAAGACAGACAAAUCUGGAAAUUAUGGACAAAUUAUGAAGACAUUGAAUAUAUUAUUAACUAUGUAUCAUGCUUAUGAACUUAUGGUCAGACAUGGAUUGCGUGCCUUUUGUAAAUUUUAUCAAAAUCAUUCUGAUAAGUUUUGGAUGAAUAAUGAAAAUCAAUUGCAAAGUUUGCUUAAUGACAUAGAAGUUUAUCUUGGACCGUUCCCGGAUAUACUUCCUAAUGGAGACGUACCUGAAAUACCAGCAGAUCUCGUAUUUGGGCAUAAUAAGUUUCACAAAUUAAAAGAAUUGCUUGAGCAUCAUUUUAAAUACAAUAAUGAUCGACAAGACACAAGAGCUAUUGUUUUUAUUGAAUACAGAGACAUAGUCAAUGAAGUCUAUAUUUUGCUCUUGAAAUCAAAACCACUAAUCAGGCCACAGAUGUUUGUUGGUCAAGCUAGUCAAAAACAGAAACAACAAAUAAAAGCAUUGGAGGAUUUUCGAAGCAAUCAUGUCAAUGUGCUGAUUUCAACAAGUAUAGGUGAAGAAGGGUUGGAUGUAGGAGAAGUAGAUCUCAUAAUAUGUUUCGAUGUGUCGCAACAUUCUCCAAUAAGACUAGUUCAAAGAAUGGGUAGGACGGGACGCAAACGAGAUGGUCAUAUAAUUGUUCUUGUUACAGAUGGAAAGGAGCACGAGAAUUUGAAGUCUACGCUUUCUAAAAGAGAUUCUUUGAACAAUAAAAUAUUAAACACAAGCAAUAUAUUCUCUUCCUUAUAUGAAAAUAACCCUAGGAUGAUACCAAAUCAAUUUACUCCAGAAUGUUACAAGAUGCAUAUUAUUGCACCAAAAACACCAAGGGGUAAAUGGAAAGAAAAGGAAAAUGAAAAAAAGAAAAUCAAUAAAAGUGAAACAUUUACUACAAAACAGAAAGAAAUUUCAUCUAUAAAAAUAAAUACAAAUCAGUCAUCGAUGAUGAAGUUUCUUACUAAUAGUAAAUGCAAUGAACAGAAUCAGAAUAAUACGUGUAAUAUUUUUACUCAAUCAAGAACACAAUGUAAUAACCUGCAAAAUACAAUAAAUCCUAAUAACGUCAAACUGCUAUCUGAUGACAAUGCAGGAAAUGAUUUUCUGACAUUAUGCGCAAUAAAGAGGUCAGAGGAAGAAAUAUCUUCCAAAACUGUACAUAAAAUGGAUACGACUUAUGUUCCUACGCCAAAGCCAGUUAAAGAUUUGUUCAAUUUUGUAUUACCUGAUAUACAAGUUAUUGAUUGUUUCUUUAUGAAACUUGAAGAUAUUUCAGCAGAACGUGAAGAUUGUAAAGAUUUCCUAACACAAAGUAAAAAUAAUGAAAAUGAAAAUAUUCAUAACAAUAAUGAUUGCAUUGAUAUUAAUGAUGAUAACUUUUGGUGUACUAUCCGAAAUGAGAAAAACAUUGAUAAUAAUGAAAUAAGAUUCGAAGAUAUACUUGACGAGAGUUCUGACUCGAAUAGAACAACAAUUUCAUAUCCGGAUCAACAAAUUAGAGAUAUUGAAAUAAAUUCGAAUAAUAUUAAAGUUUCUGUAUUUGGUGCAAAAGAUGAUAAAAUUAUGACUGAUGUAGGAGUAGAAAUACCAAAUAACACAAUAGAUCUAGAAUCUAGUUUAUUCGAGAACAUAUUAAAUGAGUCAUUUAGUUCAAUUGAAGAUAAUUUAGAAAAUGAGGAUAUGCCACAACAAAAUAUAGUAUCUUCAAACUCUUCAAGUGUUAUCGCUAAUAUAAAAAAAAUUAACAUUACUGAUGAAAAUACUAUUAACACAUUUCACAACAAAAAUAAUACUGAAUCUAAUUCAAAUUUAUCAUUAUUUAUAAAACCUGCUAAACCUCAAAGAAAUCAAUUUAUGAAAAAUUUUAUAGACGAAAUACAAGAUUUUGAUUUUAAUAGUGAUGAUGAUAUAAAUGAAUUUGUUAGGCAUGAAUCGAACAGAAAUAAAUCUAAACAUAAUUCAAAGGCAGAGGAGAGUCUGUUAUCUAUAACUCAAGCUAUUAAUGAAAUAGCAGGAACAAAAAAAAACUUGAAAGUAUCGUCGAAAUCUGUAUGUAAGGAAGAAUCGAUUAACGAAGAUAACACUGGCUGGAUUUCAGUGAAUACUAAGAAUGAAACUAAAAUCGAAAAAAGAAACACGAGUUCGAAAAUAGAAGAAAAAUUAUCAGAUUUUUGCAAUUCUACUGCAAAAUCAUGUACUGUUGAACAGAAUUUCGAUUUCCCGGAUGAUUCUGAUGAAGACUUUAUGAUCAUAGAGAAUAACGCGAAGAAAUUUAAUGAACUUGAAAGCUGUUAUUUUCACGAUAUAUCCAAAAACUGGGAAGAUGAGAGUAAUUGGUUGCCUAGUACAUCGAAAAAUUCGGAAGAUAAAACCAACUAUUUUGAUAAUACGUCGAAAAAUAUGAAACCGUGUGGUACAUCAACGCCAACCAGUAGUAGACGUGCAGGAUUGUCUUUGAAACGAAAUAAGGUCCAACAUCUAGAUAAGAUAGAUUUGAGUGUAUUUCAAGCACCUAAUAAAUGCACUAAUAAUAUACAAAAUAAAAAUAUUUUGGAAUCUAGCUCGCCAAAGCACAUGUUCUCUGAUAAAAUAAUUGCACAAAAAAUCAGUCAUAAAUAUAAACGUGAAAACAAUGUUAAAAACGAAUUUAUAGAUGACGAAGCGGAAGUAGAUUCUGACGCCAGUUCGGAUGAAAUCAUUAAUAUAAAUGAAGAGGAGUUUGCGGAUUUUGUGAGCUAUACACAACAGCAAGAUGAAGUUGACAUGCACGCGCAUUAUCUGCAGACUAUUAAGAGCCCGAUCAAACGACCGGGCGCCUUUCAUUUCAGAAAACCACGGUCGCCCGAUGUAAAUACAGAGAUUUAUUCGCAGCCUUUGUCACAAGUGCAGGAUUCGUAUCUUUAUGAUUCAUUUUGUGUUAAAGAUGUCGAAUCAAGCGUUGUCAAUAACGAUACAAUAUUAGAAAGAGCUGAAAGAGAAUUAAAACGAAACAGGCGAAGACAUUUUUGUUCAGAUAAGAUGAAACAUGUCAAAAGACAAAAAACAAAUCAUUCUGAGAGUAGUGAGGAUGAAAUUGAACAACUGCGCAUACAAGUGCAAGAAGAUUAAAAAUAAAGAAAGGAAUAAAAUUUGAAUCAAACUGUGAUGCGUCGAUGAUAAUUAUACGCAAUAAGAAAUUUAUUUUUAAAUUUGUACAAAGCAUGUGUAAAUACUCGUUCGUUAAAGAUUUAUUAUUAUUUUUCAUAAUAAAAUUAUGUAAAGAUCUAUCUUUAUAAUCAGAUAACAAUGAUUUAUGAAUAAUAGUAUAUUUGUUUUUCUCUUGCGAAAUGCGUGAUUUCCCGUUUCAUCCAAAAUCCGUGUGUUUUUUCCCAUUACUUAUUCUAAUGAUAUUUUUAUGAUUUAUCAUUGUUCAGCGAGAUAUUUACAUAGAUUAUAUCCGCUUU